This is a messenger RNA of Akanthomyces muscarius, 2076 nucleotides long. RefSeq lists its product as uncharacterized. Gene Ontology annotation, cellular component: ribonucleoprotein complex; cytosol. Gene Ontology annotation, molecular function: GTPase activity; translation elongation factor activity; GTP binding. The record is from RefSeq and is a predicted model, not a curated record. Bases 1 to 2076 code for a protein of 691 amino acids. The transcript is spliced from 4 exons. Gene Ontology annotation, biological process: translational elongation. Lineage: Eukaryota; Fungi; Ascomycota; Sordariomycetes; Hypocreales; Cordycipitaceae.
AUGCACCAGACUGGCGAUCUGCAACCAGAGGACUUGUAUCGCGCCUCUUACCAGAAAAUUUAUGAAAUGAAUUGCAUCAUCAGGAAUUGUCCAGGGCGGCCGUCGAAUGUUGAUCUUGAGGUUGAUCCUCGACAGGGCACAGUACUUUUUGGUAGUACUGCGGCAAAAUGGGGGUUCUCUCUCACUGACUUUACUGACUUGCAUGAUGCUGAACUGGCUGUCGAGAAAGGUGACCUCAGAAAACACUUAUGGGGAGACUUCACCUUUGAUGCUUCAAGUAAGAAGUGGACGUCGAUUGAUGAGUCAAGCAACCAGAGCGUACGGCGCGCUUUCAAUCAAUUCAUUAUAGCACCCAUACUCGAGAUUCGCUCCGCCGUUGUCGCUGCUCCUGCUGAUCCGGAGCCUUUGGCAUCUAUUCUCACAAGACUCGACGUCAAAAUGCAAGAACAAGAUGAGACAAAACAUGGUCGAGAGCUGUUCAAUGCCAUAAUGCGAGCUUAUCUGCCAAUCGGAAAGGCGCUCAUGACGGUAAUUCGUCAAAUGCCCUCUCCUGUCGAAGCUCAGAUGUACCGAGCAGCUUGUCUGUAUAGUGGCCCUUUGCAGGAUGAUGCUGCAGUAGGGCUGAGGCAAUGUGAUCCCGAGGCGCCAUUGUUGAUCUAUGCUACCCAAUUUGUGCCGGCAACAGGGUCAAGAGAUAAAUUGUUCCUGCUUGGGCGUAUAUUCGCGGGCAAAUUAUCGGCUGGUCAAGACGUCCGUAUCCAUGGACCUGGUCAUCGACACGGGGCAAAGCCAGCGCUCUACAUAAAGCCCGUUGGCGACAUCUUUACACCAGCCACUGGCAAAGGGAACGUCAUCAGUCCAGUUAAGGGAGCCUCCGCCGGGGACCUGGUUUUUCUUUCCGACCUCAGCGGGCUCAUUCAAAGAUCGGGAACCAUCUCUGGCAGUCCGCAAACGCACAAUAUACGGGACAUGUAUUACCUUCAACCUACCAUACAGUACAUUGUCGACGUCACAGUUCCGGAAAGGCUUCCGGAUCUAGUGGCAGGUCUCGCCUUUUUAUGCAAGACCGACCAACUGUUUGAAUCGUCCAAUACAUCGUCCGGUCAGAACCGUAUCUUCGCGUCAGAUGCGAGCCAAGUUGAGGCUGGCCUCCAAACUUUACGAAGCUUCGCAAAUGACCCAUUGGUAGUUGAGGGGCCACUUCCUCUGUACCGGGAGACUAUUACUGCUGGGUCAAGCAAAACGGCACUUUCCAAGAGUCCAAACAAGUUCAACCGGUUCUACGCCUCCGCCGCGCCGCUAGACGAAGACUUCACAUCCGCGAUUGAAGCAGGCGUCAUAUCGCCCCUACAAGAGGCUAAGUUGCGAGCAGCCACGUUGCGCGAGGAAUUUUCUUGGGAGGAGAAAGCUGCCCAGAAGAUAUGGGCUUUUGGCCCUGGCAGCACUGGUCCCAAUGUUGUCGUCGACGUUACCAGAGCCGUCCAGUUCUUGCAUGAGAUUCGGGACUCUUUUGUGUCGGGAUUCCAGUGGGCUUCGGCAGAGGGACCACUGGCAGGUGAGCGAUUGCGCGGAUUGAGGCUCAAUAUAGAGGAUGUGACUUUAUUCAGUGAUGCUAUCCAUCGUGGUGGAGGCCAGAUUAUCCCCACAGCAAGAAGAGUGACAUUUGCGUCGAUGCUGUUGGCGAAACCAAUACUGGUGGAACCAAAGUACCUCGUCCAAGUGCAAACGCCGGAACCACAUGUUGGCACGGUUCGCAGCGCCAUCAGUCAAACAGGAGGAAUCUUCUGUGGUACAUCUUCUCACGGCGACCACUUGUUGGGCAAGGUCUGGAACGCUGCUAUUGUUCAAGCGUACAUGCCUCUCGAGGCUAGACUGAAGCUCGAAGUGGUUCUUCAGCGAGAUCCGAAAUUGUCUCAACAUGUGUCUAUUGAGUCUGUGCAAGCGGGCUGGCAGGCAGCAGCAGAAGGUGACCCCUUAGACAAGACUUCUGAGGCCGGCAAGCUCGUACUCGAGCUACGCAAAAAGAACGGGCUGUCACCCGAAAUAGACAUAACAAAUUACCUCGACAAGCUCUAG